CCUUCCUCUGCUCCCUCCCCCCUCGUUGCCAAGCGCAAUAAAUCCCUCCUUCCCCGAAUCUCUCGUCGAAGCAAAUGCAGCAGAGGUUCCUGAAUGGCAUCCAGGGGAAGGUCGAAUCUUGUGGGUGUGAAUGGAGGCCGAGGAGUCGGAGGCCUGAACAAUGCCCGCUUGGGUGUCGCGGUGGGUGAGGGGUCGGGCCUGAAGCACAACCCGGGCUCGUCGACGUAUUGGACGGAGGCGGAGCGGGCCAUUUUCGAGGAAGGCGUUAUAGAAUUUGCUUCAGAACCGAGCAUCGACCAAUAUGCCACAAUUGCCAAGAAGUUGCCAAAUAAAACAAUUCGAGAUGUGGCCAUGCGCUACCAAUCACUGACUGCUUUAACCAAAAUGCUGCAGACUUGUUUAUCCGACCAGUGACUGUUGUGGACAACAAAACACAAACUGGAAAGGCAUUUUUCACUUUAAUUAAGGAUAUAUACAGCUUCAUAUAUCUUCUAAUUGUUCUAACUUUUGUUACUUGUUCUGCAGGUUAAAUUUUAUCCUGAAGCAUUGAGACAAAUGCCAACUCUCCAACUCUACCGCUUCAUGUUAAUGUUGUUGAAUAGCUUGCCAACUCCAUCCUCCAAACAAUUUUGUGGUCUAUGUAUGUAUCACGAUGUCCGCCGUCAUUUCCGAUGAAAGAUUAGAUGACUGGAGCUGGCACAUGGUCCUCUUAGCUGAUAAAUGAUCUAAAACCAUGUCCUCUUGCAUCGGUUAUAAACUUCUUUUCUCUUUAUUGGUUCAGUAUAUAGAGUUUUCAGUAGAUUGUCAUAGUAGCUGCAGAUGUAUAUAACCUCAA
Messenger RNA from Musa acuminata AAA Group (dessert banana), 835 nucleotides. RefSeq lists its product as uncharacterized. The record is from RefSeq and is a predicted model, not a curated record. NCBI's taxonomy places the organism in Eukaryota, Viridiplantae, Streptophyta, Magnoliopsida, Zingiberales, Musaceae. The transcript has 3 exons. Bases 94 to 414 code for a protein of 106 amino acids.